Molecule: messenger RNA, 5404 nt
Organism: Triplophysa rosa
Lineage: Eukaryota; Metazoa; Chordata; Actinopteri; Cypriniformes; Nemacheilidae
Gene: tbc1d8b
Product: TBC1 domain family member 8B
Exons: 21
Coding region: 89-3616 (1175 amino acids)
Molecular function (GO): calcium ion binding
Source: RefSeq, a predicted model, not a curated record
GUCAACGCUGUAGCUGCUUUGGCUCAGUUUCUGUCGACGUGGGAAAAGCGUUGCAAGCAAAAGCAAACAACGUUCGAGCUAUGGGUGUAUGCGCUUGAGAUGUUCGCAGUGUCAUGCGAGAGGACACGUAUCCGUGAAAACAGACUGCAGCAUGUGGCUCAAACCCGAAGAGGUGCUUCUGAAAAACGCGCUGAAAUUAUGGGUGACGGAAAAAUCCAACGAUUACUUUGUGCUGCAGCGCAGACGCGGAUACGGAGAGGACAGCGGGGGAUUGACAGGCUUGCUGGUUGGCACUUUAGACACCGUUCUCGACUCCACAGCCAAAGUUGCCCCGUUCCGCAUUUUGCACCAGACGCCCGACUCUCAGGUGUACUGGAACAUCGCAUGCGGAGCAUCGUUAGAGGAGAUCUCACAGCAUUGGGACUGGCUGCAGCAGAACAUCAUCAGAACUCUCUCAGUGUUUGACUCUGGGGAAGACAUUACCAGCUUUGUCCAGGGAAAGAUAAGGGGUCUGAUAGCAGAAGAGGGCACAUCCGCAUGUGACGAGGAGGAUCCAGAACGGUUCCGGGAGGUAGUGCUACGUUUUGAGCGUCUGUUUGGUUUGCCUCAGAGAGAAAAGCUAGUGACGUAUUACUCCUGCAGCUACUGGAGAGGACGAGUCCCAAACCAGGGCUGGAUCUACCUCAGCACUAACUUCCUGUGUUUUUACUCUUAUAUGCUGGGAAAUGAAGUAAAACUGGUGUUUCCCUGGGAUGAGGUGAGCCGACUGGAACGCACUUCAAACGUGUUGCUGGCAGAGAGCAUCCGCGUGCGUGUGCGUGGAGAGGAUCAUUUCUUCUCGAUGCUCAUGCGACUCCAGCAGACGUACCUGAUCAUGCAGCAGCUGGCCGACUACGCAGUUGUACGGUUCUUUGACAAGGAAACGUUUCACGCAGAGCAUUCACUUUCCAACCCUCUACACAUCACACAGAGGGCUUUAGAAAAACAUGCACGGAACCAGUCAUUCCGAUCAUUUUUUCGGUUGCCUCAGGAAGAAAACCUCUGUGAAGUGUACGAGAGUUUCCUCUGGGUUCCGUUCAGCCACAUCAACGUUCUUGGAAAAAUCUGCGUAUCGGAGAACUAUCUGUGCUUCGCCAGUCAGGACGGGUCACAGUGUCAUCUCAUCAUACCUUUAUGGGAGGUAUUUAGUGUAGAGCUGCCGGAUCGCGGUACUCGUGCUUUGACUGUGUGUAUGCGUGGCAAGAGAGCUUUGCGGUUUUCAGAGGUUCGAGAUUUUGAACGCCUUGCCGCCACCAUCCGCAGGAAGUGUGGGUCGGCGGGAAGCCCCCAGCAUUCCUUUAUCAGUCAGGAUGAGGAGGGUGUGAUGGUGGGGCAGAGUCAAGCCGUGAGCACUGAAGCGCUCAUGAAUGUUUUUCAUCCGCACAAUGCCGAAAACCUCGACCCCAAAAUGCUGAAGGAGCGGAUGAAGGAGCAGUCAUGGCAGAUCCACUUUGCCGAAUACGGUCGUGGAACUGGAAUGUUCUGCACCAAAAAAACCCGUGAUCUCAUUGUGCGUGGAGUUCCAGAGACACUGCGAGGAGAACUGUGGAUGCUCUUCUCAGGUGCUGUACAUGACAUGACCUCUAACCCCGGGUACUACGGCCGGCUGCUGGAGGAGUGUAUGGGCAGCAGCUCUCUCGCAUGUGAUGAGAUUGAGCGAGAUCUUCAUCGCUCUCUCCCCGAGCACCCAGCAUUCCAGAGCGACACAGGAAUCUCGGCCCUGCGCCGAGUCUUGACUGGCUAUGCUCACCGAAACCCUAAAAUCGGUUACUGCCAGGCGAUGAAUAUCUUGACGUCAGUGCUGUUGCUGUAUGCUAAAGAGGAAGAGGCUUUCUGGCUGCUGGUGGCUGUGUGUGAAAGAAUGCUCCCAGAUUACUUCAACCGCAGAAUCAUCGGAGCGCUGGUGGACCAGGCCGUGUUCGAGGAGCUGAUCCGUGAGCACCUAACCCAGCUGACCGAGCACAUGACAGAUCUUUCGUUCUUCUCGUCUGUGUCGUUGUCAUGGUUCCUGACUCUCUUCAUAAGCGUGCUGCCAAUAGAGAGCGCGGUGAAUGUGGUCGACUGUUUCUUUUAUGACGGAAUCAAAGCCAUACUGCAACUCGGCCUUGCCGUCCUUGACUACAAUAUGGACAAUCUGCUGUGUUGCCAUGACGACGCCGAAGCUGUCACCAUCCUCAACAGGUUUUUUGACAAUGUCACAAAUAAAGACAGUCCCCUUCCAGCUACCGUGCAGCAGGCGUCUGCAACAGCCAAUGACAAAUCAAUACAAAAGGUUGACAUAAGUGAUCUUAUCAAAGAGGCAUAUGAGAAAUAUGGAGACAUCCGGACAGAGGAAGUGGAAAACAUGCGGAAAAGAAACAAGCUGUAUGUCAUUCAGACCCUUGAAGACACAACAAAACAAAAUGUGUUACGAGUUGUUGCUCAAGAUGUAAAAUGCAGUGCUGCUCAACUGGAUGAACUGUACAUGCUUUUUAAGAGGCAACACUUUGUAAGCUGCUACUGGUCAGUGUGUAGUCCUGCCCUACACAACCAUGACCCCAGCCUGCCAUAUCUGGAUCAGUACCAACUGGAUCAGUCCCAGUUUAGCAGUCUGUUUAACCUGCUGCAGCCGUGGACCACAGACACACAUGUGCGCUCGUUGACACGAUCGGCCUUUCAUAUUCUGGACGAGAACGGAGACGGACUGGUGAACUUCAAAGAAUUAAUAUGCGGUCUGGAUAUCUUAUACAACAGAUCGUUCACAGAAAAGCUGAAGUUUCUGUUCAAACUGCAUCUUCAGUCAGGAACACAGGGACAUACGAUUUUAAAGUCGUCUACAUUCAUUCCUCCUGCCGAAGAUCACUCUUUCUCCACUCGUCUUUCUGAAUCGACAGAGGAUGGAGUGAUCAGGAAAUGUCCGGAGAAAGGUCGCGCUAAAGUCGACCUGCAGGAAUAUCUGAAACAGUGGCAGGAAGACUUGCAGCGCAGGGAAGAGAGUAUUAAAGAUCUUCCCAGAAUUAACCAGGUGCAGUUUAUCGGUCUGACGAAGACUCUGUAUGGUGUGUUUCACGGUGACGAGGAAGAGGAGAGCCUAUACCGCGCCGUGGCACGAGUAACCAGCCUCUUGUUGCGCAUGGAGGAGGUGGGACGCAAGCUACAGGAGAGCAGUCUGCAAAAAACACCUCAAAGUACACCCACCAGCUCCCGAAGCACAGCUCAGCAGCCCGAGGUCUCCCCCAUGUCACCCAUCAGCGCUGACACACCCGCCGAGUCUGAAAACACUCACGAGCCACCCGAGUCUCCGUUCAGUCAGCACGAAACUGCCCCGUCUCACUCAGACAUUACCCCUAACUCAACCUCGCGCCCUUCUACGCCCACCAGCAGUCCUACCGGAACCAGCAGCCCCGCCUUGGACACGCCCACAGACACGCCCACCUCGCCCGGCGCUGUCAGAGAUGGAGACUGGAGUUUUUCUUUUGAGCAGGUUCUGGCGUCUCUCCUCAACGAACCGUCUGUUGUUCGCUUUUUUGAACGGGCUGUGGACACAGACGCUCUGAUUGCACAUGCCCACAAAAACCAGCUUAAAGACAAACACUGAAGAGGCACACACUAGACCAGAGCAAACACAGCAAAACACUGCCCUAAAAGCCAUAAACAUUCUUCAUUUCCCCCUUAGCUUAUUUUUUCCUUCCCGUUCUCUUCCUUUGUGUGACUUUAGUGUCAGGGUUUGUGAUGGAAAACGUUGGCACAUGCAAAUAUGCAAGAAGGGAAAAAUAGAAAAGUAUUGUGAUUUCACAUUAUUCAGACUCGAUGGUCUGAGGAUGGGUGUAACGGAGAUUUAAUGCAGAUGACAGGUGCGAGGUAUUGUUAUGUAAUUGGUGUUAGAUGUUAUAGAUGUAACAUAGUUCACCUUUGUGUUAUACGAUAUUGGGGAUAAAGGUGUUAUGAUGUAAUCAAGAUGAUUGUAUAAGAUGUCUAAUGCAAACAAUGACUUUUAGAUAUUAUGAUGUAAUGUAACUGAAGGACAGGAGGGAAUCGUGAUGUAAUAUAAACAGCACGUUUGAUUUGGGAUGAUGGCAUGCGUGGAAUGUUUUAGGCUUUGCCUGAUUUAUACAUUGAGUAACCUCCUUGAGUAAUUCCUUGAGUUCACACGCACAUGCUCAACACCUUACCUUCUCUCCCAGCCUGAUCUAGCACACGUAUAUGCACAUAUAGGAAUUACAUUCAACAUAGAAUGAGAGAAGGAAAAUACUAUGCUGUUGAACUGCAAAAAAACAGAAUAAAAGCUUUAAAAAAUUGUUCAAAAAAUACUGAUAAAAAAAAUCGUCCGUUCUAAAAAUGUCGCCUUACAUUUUUUGCCCGGUCCUAAUAGUUUGUCUUGCUUUAAUGCUUGUUUGUACAUGCCUUUAAUAGGACUCGACAGGAUGCAAAGUUUAGUGUUUUUAGGGUUGCACUGUGUUUUGGACUGUGUUGCACACCUUGGUACCAGAUUAUAGCUGUUUAAUUUUGAUUUAGUGAUUGUGUUUGUCUGCAAACCGGAAUCUGUGGUUUAAGCCUUAUUCAUUUUUGAUUCAGGUCUUCAGUACUAUUAUCAAGUGCUUCCAUUAAACAAAAACCUAAUCUUUACCUUUUAUUUAUAAGUUGGUUAUUAGCAAGCAUUUACUGAUACAUCACAAAUUAUUUUCAAAUAUAUAUUAUUUUGGCAUAAUACAAGGAUAUUUUUUCCAUAAUAUUAUAAAAUACGCUGAAUUGCUUUAGCCAGAUAUAUAUAUGUAUAUAUAUAUAUAUAUAAUAUAGAACUAUCACAUUGUAAAUUAUAUGAAGUGGUGUAAUUUAGCUGUCAAAAAGUUCAAGUAGUCACGUAACAUUAAGUGAUGAAUCACUUAAACCAAAAGAAAAUAAGAAGUUAUGAUGCAAAAAAUGGACCAAUGAAUAUGCAGGCUUGUUGUUUGUGUAAAUGCUGAGAGCUCGUGGUGAUGAAUGCAAGAAAAUACAAAAAAGAGAAUUUGUUGUUUUGUUCACUCUGUGGUUAUUCUGUUUGACGAUGUCUGGAUUAAACCAUCUGAAGUUUGUCAAUAUGUGGCUAAAGAAGUAGUUUUGUUUGUUCAGAGUCUAUAUGAUUGGUUGGUAAGAAUUAAUCUGCUGAAGUUUUCGCAAAAACAGACCGUAAAUUGUUAAUGUUUCAUAUUGUCACUCGUUGCUGUUAUUGCAGAACAUUUGCUGUACGCAACUGGUUCUGCAGGGUAAUAGUGUGGUCAUUUUGAUUUUUUUAUUUGAUAUUUUUUAUUUUUUAAAUCUUUGUUACAAUCUGUUUGUGCCUCAUAAAUUGACAUUAUGGAAGUUUGUCUGUAAUGAUAAAAUAAAAUAUAUGAAGAUAGAUAUUUGA